Messenger RNA from Eleginops maclovinus (Patagonian blennie), 3057 nucleotides. RefSeq names its product family with sequence similarity 114 member A2 (gene fam114a2). Lineage: Eukaryota; Metazoa; Chordata; Actinopteri; Perciformes; Eleginopidae. The record is from RefSeq and is a predicted model, not a curated record. Bases 273 to 1751 code for a protein of 492 amino acids. The transcript has 14 exons.
CUCAUUGUGUCUAACUGUCAGUUACUGGUCAGUGAAAACAAAAUGUGACGUGGCUAAUCCUGGUGGACAAAAAGAACGAGAAACCCUGAAGCAAUAAUUGUUUAGGGGAAAACUAAAAGCGUUAAAAGUGCAGAAACACAGGUGCGAACUGAAAUAAAAGAGGUAGACCGCUCGUGUUGUUGAUUUGGGGAAGGGAACGGUUAGCAGGCUGGGGUUAACUGCUAGCAUCAAGACACUACUGACAGCAACAAGGCAUGUACUAAGGCAUUAAGAUGUCAGACAGCGAAGCUAUAGCCGCAGAGGCUACAGAGGUGGCUACAGAGGAUGGCUCUCCUGCAGAAACCCCUGACAGGUCCUCACCGACCACUCCUGACAACUCGACCGACGUUGCCCCGACGAGGAAAGCCAGGAGGAGACCAGAAAUCAAACCAGUAGCUGAAGUCCAGGAGAAUACGAAAGUAGAGGAGCAGCCUGCAGAGGCACCGACACCCAGUCAGUCCACUGUGUCUCAAGGUGGCUGGGGAUACUGGGGCAGCUGGGGGAAAACCAUCUUAUCUACAGCAACAGCUACUGUGGCCACUGUGGGCCAAGGGCUCACUCAGGUGAUAGAGAAGGCCGAGACAUCGCUGGGAAUCCCCAGUCCGACCGAACUCUCAGCGCAAGUAGAGGAUGAGCAGGAGCAAGCUGAAUCCAGCAGUGAGACAGACAGAGCGAAGGGUGAUGGCUCGGCGGCGGUGGAAAGUGCAAUGGGGAUGCUGUCGUCGCUCUCUAGCGUCGUCCAGAGCACAGGGAAAACUAUGAUAACUGGCGGAUUGGAUGCUCUGGAGUUCAUCGGGAAGAAGACAAUGGAUGUGAUAGCCGAAGGCGAUCCAGGCUUCAAGAAGACUAAAGUGCUGAUGAACAGGAACUCCACUCUGUCUCAGGUGUUGAGGGAGGCGAAGGAGCGUGAGGAGCUGCAGACCGCAGAAAAAGAGUCUUCAGAUUCCGAUAAAAAGGUGGUAGCUCACUACGGGAUGCUGUUUGACGAAUUUCAGGGUCUGGCACACCUCGAGGCACUGGAGAUUCUGUCUCGAGAAAGCGAGUCUAAGGUGAAGUCAGUGCUUACCACUCUCUCAGGAGAGGAGCUGGUUCAGCUCCGAGAGGAUCUGGACCUCAUCAAGGAGUCUUUCUCCCUGGUAGAGUUUGAUGAUGAGGAAGUGGACGACAAGAAGGAUGAAGAUGGCUCAGAGUUUGAGAGGGAGUUAACAGAGGCCUUGGAGGGUCUCAGUGUCUCUGCCACAGCAGAGAAACUCAGCAAGGCCUGUAGUAGCACCUGCAGCCAGAUCACAGACAUGACCAAACCAGAGCAGGAAGAAGAGGACAGCGAGGAUGGUGUGAAGAAAACACUUUCUGUGGAGGAGGUUCAUGCUGCAGCCAUCAGGAGUCUGGCAGAGUUGACAGCACGCUCCAUCGAGCUGUUCCACAAACUGGCUGAGAUGAUCCUCUUCUCCAACAGCAGCACAGAGGCCAGCGCUCUGUCACAGUUAACUGUUGUCUUGUGUAAAGAAAUCUCACUGCUUUCCAAGAAGUUCACUUCCUGCUUAACAACGGCAGGGUCGAAUGAAAAGGGAGACGUCCUCAACCCGCUGAUAACAGGAGUCUUUUUAGAGGCAUCCAACAGUGCUUCUUACAUCCAGGAUGCUUUCCAGCUGCUGAUGCCCAUAGUGGAGAUCUCCCACAUCCAGAGGAGUGCUGAGUCCACAGAGCAGUGAGACGCUGACGUCCUUUCUCCCCUCCCCCGCUGCCCUGACUGCAGAGAACUGAUAGAUCGUAUUGAGGACAGAAUCAAAAGCACACCUGGGAGGAAAAGUGUGUUUUUGUUAAACAGUGUUAACUUUGAAGGCAUCUGUGGUGUAAUUGCUUAUCCCAGUAGAUGUACUCUCUGGAGUAAAGUGUUAAGAAGGUCUUAGUCUACCAGCUAAGAGAAACCCUUACCCUAUUAUUCUUUCUUUUAUUCCAACAUGUACACUAUUUCUUGCUGACAGCACUCGUCAAUUUAAAGCAUUAUUUACAUAUAAAUGAAUGACAGUUAUAUUUAAGCCACACGAUGUUGAACAAAUCCAUACCAGCCAGGAACCAGUCUCGGAACACACUUAAAAAAGACACACACAGCAUAAAUACAGUGGUUAUUUGUUUGUAAAAAUGUGUCUCAUAAUAAUUUGUAAGAUAUAUUGAUAAUGUAUUUUCUCUUUGCUGCACAAUAGCUGGAUCUUUUUAUGCGUAUUCCUCUAUCACUGGUCCCCUGGAGCAGUUUGGGGGAGGGUUAGUGUCAAGCAUUGAACAAAAUUGAACAAAUUGGGUUCUAGCUGACACAGGAAGCCUUGGAUUACUUCUUAAAUAUCCAACACACAUCGGUUGUUAUUUUAUUGUUUGUCAACCUUGGUUUCAUUUUAAUGUAUGGCAAAAUCAACUUAAAGUAUUUCAACUGCCCUGCAAAUAGGCAUCCCUAGAUAUUAAGAUGACUCUCAUGUUCAAAUAUCUUCCGGGCUGGCUUUUUUUUCUCUUUAGCCAACUCUAAAAUUGAAGACUAGAGACUUAACACUAAUUAAAUGUUUAUUGAUGUGAGACAUGACUGGAUAACUUAAAGCAAAGACAUGCAAGUUUCAAGUUUGAGUUGCUGGAAAACCAAAUACAAAAAAAUGACAGGCAGGACUUGUUUGGACUCAGCUUCUGUUUUUAACAAUUGGGCCUACAUGAUGUUUAGCUUUCUCCCAAUUUCUGAUGAAUCUGACAAAACUCACAGCUCAGUUUUAUCUUUAUUUCAUAUUUCAGACAUUUACUUCUCCAACUUUGUUGUCAGGGAAUUCAUUAUGCAUGAAACUUCAGCUUCAGGUGUUUCAGCUUCUACCUGCCAUGGAAAUUGAGGUUGUCUUCUUUUAGCCAAUGACCUCCAGUUGUAUGAUAUUACACUGCUAACAGCUAUGUGAUGUGGGCAUGUAAAGGGAUAUUUUUUCAAGCAAUAUACUGUAAUGUAUAUCAGAUAUUUGGAUGGUUUUCAAAUAAAUGUACUUUCCUAGA